Messenger RNA from Saccostrea cuccullata (small rock oyster), 1402 nucleotides. Its product is annotated as CUB and sushi domain-containing protein 2-like. Lineage: Eukaryota; Metazoa; Mollusca; Bivalvia; Ostreida; Ostreidae. The record is from RefSeq and is a predicted model, not a curated record. The coding region runs from base 40 to 825 and encodes 261 amino acids. The transcript has 5 exons.
UCUCAUCUACAAAAACCCAGAAUUUCCGACUGACCGGAUAUGUCAUCACUUCACUCAGUCCUAUUGGAUUCCGCGGUUGUUCCAAGGAAUGUAAUUCUUACACAGAUUGUAAAUCAUUUAAUUUCAACCGACUCCAUUUAUUCUGUGAAUUAUCUUAUAAAUUACGUGCUGAUGCUGAAGCGAAUGAAUUUUGUGGACGAUCAAGAAUUCGUUUAUGUGGAAAAAUUGGACCAACAGGAAAACACGUCGGCGUGUGAGGGAAAAGGAAGGAGGUGUUUUUCGUCUUCCAGCAAUCAACACUCUUACGACAUUUCAAUUGUUACCAACUGUGGGGAUAUUAUAGCAAAUUAUACAUCUGCUAAUGUGAAUUCUACAACUUUUGGUUCGACAAUAGCUUUGCACGACCUAGAUAGUGAUCCAAGUACCUUUGUCAGCUAUUCCUUUCUGACGUGUGCCCCAGAUGGGAUUUGGAAACUGGAAAAUAAAACAUGUCAUGUGUGUAACACCUCCUGUUUGUCGAGUUGUGGAACGAUCAUGUCACCCAAUUACCCUAAUAAUUACAAUGACUAUGAUGAUGUUACAUGGAACAUUUCGACAAGUCACAACAAAAUGGUGUACCUCAGGUUCUUGGACCUGGUAUUAGAAAGAUCAUAUGACUUCGUGGAGAUAUUUGAUGGACCUUCUAAGUCAUCCAAUAGAAUUCUCUACACAGACAAAAAACCGAGCUACAUUGUGAGAAGCAGCAAGAACUUCAUGACAGUUUGGUUUCACACAGAUAUUUCUAAUGUAAGAAAGGGGUUUAAAGCGAUAUAUUGGACCUUUUAAAAUCAAUUCCGAAAAGAUGCUCAUAAACAACAUCUGAGAGAGGAAAGGUUUUUUUGUAUCGCUUGAAGCGUUUAUAUUUUGAACCCCCUCCCCCCCCAAUAAAAAAAUCAAAAGAUUCAUUACUUAGGAGUAUUGGUAUUGGAAAACCGUUACACUUAACUUUUUAGGUGUGUGAAUCAAUUAUGAUAUCUGUUAUUUUGGUACCUUUCAUUUAUUGUUUUUCGAUUUUGUCCAAUAUGAUAUUUCAGAGGAUUAUGACUUUUUAGAGACUGUUUCUGUUAUUACAUGUCAGUAUUAUUUGUAACUUUUAUCGUUCUGAUACGUCUCUGUAUUAUGUAUGAAGAGAUUGUUUUACAACAAUUAGUGAUCGAUCUUUACUCUUUCAUGUGACUUUUGAUACCUGGAAGUCUUCGAGGAAACAGGAUAUGUCUAGGCAUUAGGAACUGGCAUUUUUACUGAUGGUCUGAAAAUGCAACAUUGCAGGAUUUUCAUUUUGUUUCCAUAUCGUUUUUAUAGUGGUUUUUAAUUUAUGCAAAAGAAAUAUCCAAUAUGAUGAAUAAAGCAACAUUCCUUCAUG